Molecule: messenger RNA, 1692 nt
Organism: Metarhizium acridum CQMa 102
Lineage: Eukaryota; Fungi; Ascomycota; Sordariomycetes; Hypocreales; Clavicipitaceae
Product: R8 protein
Biological process (GO): mitotic sister chromatid cohesion
Cellular component (GO): mitotic cohesin complex
Molecular function (GO): chromatin binding; protein binding
Source: RefSeq, a predicted model, not a curated record
AUGCUUCCAGGGUUGGAAAAGUUGCUCAACACCGAAACCCUCUUCAGCUUUACGGCAACUCAGGAAUCGGCCGUCAAGUACUCGCAGAUGUCACCACUUGACAACGUUAGCCUAGCCAGUGCAGCCACCAGUCGCCGCUCAAGCUUCAUCGGCUUGGAUCUCCCUCCUUCAUCACACUCUGUCGGAAGCUACCAACUCCCUGGUGACCUUGGCCGCUACAGUUCACCCUUUGAUAAGGGCAUCCAGGAAUCAGAAAACAUGCCCGAACUAGCCCCAUUCGCCGACAAUGAAUUCAACCCAGUUUGCAGCGUUGGCCUUGAUUUUGAUGCUGACGGCAACUUGAUCGGUAUACUUGACGACGAGCCUGAACUGCCACCAUUGCGUGGCACGAGUCCCGACCCUCUCCACGCGGCCGGUGUUACGACGCCGAGACUUGGGGAUAUAAUGUAUCAAGAUAAUCAGGGCUUGGUGGAAGAGCCCAUUCCUGAUCUUGGGGAAGCUGCACUGCCGGAUGCAGAGCCGUUCGCUGUGCCCCCAGGCGUCGAAGAACGCAACACUGACGCACCAACACUGGCCACGGAGACCACAGAAACUGGAAAAGCCGCAGCUCCAUGCAGAGUUUCCCAUCGUCGAAAGUUUCCAGAAAUGCUUGACCAAGAACUCCGAGUCCCACGAGACGAGUUUCGUGGUUGGACCGAGAACUAUGCCACAAACAUGCUCGCGGCCCGGAACAGAAUCAAGGCCACAACGCAAGCAAAAGCUAAACAAAAUGCACUCGCGUUUCUCUACUGGAAGGGGCUAGCACAAGUUGGCGAUUUCCAGAGAGACUUCGGCAUCAAUCACCCAUUGGCACACGAAUUCGCUGGUACAGCUCUAAAGGCUCACGUUUUGGGGCUCAACGUAGACGAUAUUGAGGAUAUCAAUCCGAAGAAGGGCAGACGCCGCAAGUCGCCCGAAGCAUUUGGGGACGGCCACGGCGACAUCAGAAACGUACGACGGCGUGUAGACGAAGAUGAGUUUGCGCGAGGAGAAGCUGCCGGGCCCGGAGACGGCCUCGAUCUCGGCCACGACUCGGCUCCAGAAAUGGGCCUAGAAGCCGGCGCAGCACUCGAGGACAAACACUCGUCCUCCCUGAUGCCCUGGAGCCGUCAAGGAUCCGCGGCACCUGGAUCGGCCCCCCGCGCCCUGGGAAGUGCUCAGAAGUCCGUCACGGCGCCCAGCCCCCUCCACGGCCGAGGAAGCCUCAUCGGCUCCGUCGAAAGACAGAGCGAUCCUAUCGAAGGCUCUCUUGGCGUUGUCGGCUUCGACUCCCAGCUGUCGUCGAUGGACUUUGAACAGGGCCUCCUGAAACCCAACUUUGAUGCCGCAAACGACACUCUUCCGUCUACCCAAGGGCUAGACACCUCCAGCCAACGCUUCCUGACGUACGUUGCAAACCAAUUCGCGGCGGAGGAUGCCCUCGGAACCCACGACGCACAGCACAAGUACUGGAUUGAUUUCGACAGUCUUGCCCAUCCGGACGUUCACACCAAGGCCAUCGCUGCACAAGCCUUCCUUCACGUGCUUUCCCUCGCGACCAAGAACGUCAUUUCCGUUGAGCAGGAUGGCAUCGAGGACAAGCAGCCCUUUGGCGCUCUCCGCGUCGGGCUUACAGGCCAUGUUCUUGACGCGGCUGCCGCCAUCGUUGAAUGA